AUGCCUCUCGCAACCAUCCACCUCAUCUCGCUGACGGCAAGCAGCAGCAUCGCAUCGUUUAUCGAUUCGCUCCGAUCGACAGGCUUGCAAACGCUGGUGGUCAGCAAAGUGGUGCGGUGGAUCAUCACGCCCAGCAAGAACGACGUGCACGCACUCCUCUCGCCCCCGAAGCCAUGGGACCUCCUGGUGAUCCUGCUGGGCGCGGACACGGCGGCGCUCCCAGCCUCGGUGGCAGCGCAGGUCGAAGGCCACUGGACGGUGACGACGGGGAUUCCGUCGCGACUGACGAGCGACUUCGCCCGCACGAACGCGGCCAUAUUGCAUCCCGACGCGGCGUCCGUGCCGCCGUUGACCGGGGCGUUGGAUCAGCCUCGCUUUGGUGACACCGCCCAGACGCUCGAGCUGUCUCGUGAGCUGGCUGGCUGGAUCCGUGGGUUCGCCGCCACCCGCGCCGGUAAGAGCCCGUUGUCCAUGUUGAACCUGUUGGCCUUCCGGCCGGGCUUGAAGCCGUCGUAUCUACGUUACGGCAAGGCCUUCGCCGAAUCCAUUGGCCGCAGGCGUGGUGGUGUCGCCAAGCUCGUGGGGAAUGUGGUCGCGACAGCCCACACAUCUCAACCUGACCAAAAAUCUGACCAAAAAUCCGGUACUGCUGGUGCUGGUGCUGCCUGGGAUGAAUUCGCCCUGGCGUCGUACCCGUCCAUCCUGCAUUUCGCAGACAUGCUCGCCAGCCACGACUACCAGGCCGUCAACCUCGGAUAUCGCGUCCCUGCGUUGGAGGAUACGUUUAUUUUGUGCACGAGUGAGAUCGAAGUCGAGGAUUUAUUGGCGGGGAAGCAGCAUCCCGGCGGAGGCGGAGGCACGGCGAAGUUGUGA
Molecule: messenger RNA, 873 nt
Organism: Capronia epimyces CBS 606.96
Lineage: Eukaryota; Fungi; Ascomycota; Eurotiomycetes; Chaetothyriales; Herpotrichiellaceae
Exons: 1
Coding region: 1-873 (290 amino acids)
Source: RefSeq, a predicted model, not a curated record